Pogona vitticeps (central bearded dragon) is the source of this 2518-nucleotide messenger RNA. The record is from RefSeq and is a predicted model, not a curated record. NCBI's taxonomy places the organism in Eukaryota, Metazoa, Chordata, Lepidosauria, Squamata, Agamidae.
AACAGAAGUAGAUGGAUGGGUGCUGGCAUUUCCAGAGCUAGCCAUAAAGUUGGGAAUUGUUUAUGGGCCCCCGAGAGGUCGCAGGGGUCGGUCAUUCCAGAUCUACUUUCAGGGAACGCUUCUGGUAGGAACAGCUUCGCCCGGCUCCUCAAACAGCAAGCGGGCUCCACGCUCAGGGUCCAAAAGAGGCCUGCUCACUUGGUGACCCUCAUCGGAGCUCCUUUCUCUCGGGGACAGAAAAAGAAAGGGGUGGACCAUGGGCCUCAAGCCAUCAGGAACGCGGGACUCGUCGGGAAGCUGUCCCGCAUGGGUUGUCAGGUAUAUGAUGUUGGAGAUCUAAACUUUACCCAAGUGCCCAAUGAUGAGCUCUACAACAAUCUAGUCAAAUACCCACGCUCUGUAGGAUUAGCUAGCCAAGUUCUGGCUGACACUGUGAAUGAAGCUGUUGCUGCUGGACAUAGCUGUGUAACUAUUGGAGGUGAUCACAGUUUAGCACUUGGUUCCAUCAGUGGUCACACCAGGCAGUACCCACACCUAUGUGUUAUCUGGGUUGAUGCACAUGCUGAUAUUAACACUCCACUCACAAGUCACUCAGGAAAUCUCCAUGGACAGCCAGUCUCAUUUCUUCUAAGAGAACUUCAGGACAAGGUUCCACAGCUUCCUGGAUUUUCUUGGAUAAAGCCCUGUCUCUCACGAUCAGAUAUUGUAUAUAUUGGCCUAAGGGAUGUUGAUCCAGCCGAACACUAUAUUCUGAAGAAUUUUGGCAUCCAAUAUUUUUCAAUGAGAGAUGUUGAUGGUUUGGGAAUCCAGAAAGUGAUGGAAAGAACAUUUGACCACCUUUUGGGCAGAGGUCAACGACCAAUACACCUCAGCUUUGACAUUGAUGCUUUUGAUCCAGCAUUGGCUCCAGCAACAGGGACUCCUGUUUUGGGUGGCUUAACAUAUCGUGAAGGCAUGUACAUCUCAGAGGAAAUACAUAAUACAGGCCUGCUUUCAGCCGUGGACCUUGUAGAAGUAAAUCCAUUGCUUGGAGCAUCACAGGAAGAAGUGAAUGCAACAGCAAAUCUUGCAGUAGAUGUGAUUGCUACAUGCUUUGGACAAACAAGAGAAGGAGCACACAUUGUUUUUGAUGGCCUCCCAACACCUAGUACACCAGAUGAAUCUGAUAGUGAAGAGCAAGUACGGAUUUAGGACCUCCAACUGUCAGCAGAUAUUUCACAACAGACAUCUUAUAAAGCUCUGCUGACCUUCUCAAAAUGGGCUAAAACUUCAUCAGUUUUGGAGACAUGUUACUUUUUCCAUUGUGUGACAACACUGCCAUACUACAAUUUAGACAACAUUUCAACUUAGAGAAUCUUUUAUUACUUUGCCGUUAUACAAUCUUACCAUCACUUUGCUGCCCUUUAUCUUUUUUCUCCAGCCACAUUUUCUUCCAGUAAUGUUCUCAGGUGAACAUGCUGUUAAACUGACAGCAUUUCAGUAGUAUCUCUCAACUGCAUUGAAUACAAUCCACCUCCACUAUUCAUUAGUAACUUCUGUGCAUAGUCCUUAGGGUGGAUGGAAGACAUGAGGGUAGAAAAAUGUGUAUUUUGAAAGCUCAGCUGAAGAAUUUAUAGUAAACAAUGCCUGCUAAGAUGGCUACCUCCAAAAUGAUAAUAACUGAGAGUAACAGUUUGUUUGUCAUGAGCCUAGAAAGAAAAAGGGAAUAUGGGAUUACUUACUGUUGUAAAAAACAUCUGACAAUACCAUCCAUCCAAAUCACUAAGAUAAGAUGGAAGUUUCAUAUUUCAAAAGUGCAAACUGAUAGCAUACACCUAGAUGACCUGCAAAUACUGUACGAUUGCUUGCCUAUUUUUAAAAUAAGAUCUUAAUUUUAAUCUGAAAUUUUAAAGAGGGAAACAUUUAAGUUCGCACACAAUCCUAAUUCAGAUGUGAUGUCUAAAUACCUGAGAAACCAAAUUGAUUCAAGUUCCAAACUAUAGGUGGAUUAUGAUUAAUUCUAUUAUUUUCCCUGAUGUCUCCCAAAGUGGGUAGCACUGUUAAUCUGUUGCAGCAAGAGUCUUGUAGCACCAUAAACUAUAACAAAAUUAUUUGGCAAGGAUUGCAGCCCUCUGCAUCAGAUGCAUCUGAGGUGAGCAGUUGCAGUGCACAAAAAAUAGUGGCAAAUAAAGGUAUUCAUCUAAGGUACUAUGAGAUUCUUAGUUGAUUUAUUGCCCAAAGAAUCUAUGGAUGGUUCCCUAUUGCUGACAAAGUGACAUCACAUGCAGUCUGAUUAGUAGCUAGCAGCUGCAAGAUAACAAUGUAGCUAAGGACCUGCCAGUUUGGAUGCUUUGGGGCAAUCAGUUCCUUCCUUUUAGCAUCCCAUCUACUUCCCUUUUCCUGCAAUAAUGAAAUGUGCUUUGAGAAUAGGAGAUCACAGCAAAAAGGGGUAAACAACCAGUGAUCAUUCGCUGCUGCAAAAUUUACAUUUGAGCAGAACUCCUUGUACAGUAAAAUUCAAUAAAGACUGUUAACUGAC